AUGGACAAGAAGCCUUCGCCCAAGAAAGCUCCAGGUUUCUGUUCGUUACGCUAUGGACUGGCUCUCAUCAUGCACUUCUCAAACUUCACCAUGAUAACCCAGCGUGUGAGUCUGAGCAUUGCGAUCAUUGCCAUGGUGAACAGCUCUCAGCCGCAUGGUCUAUCCAACGCCUCCGCAGAAGGACCUCUGGCAGAUGCCCUCAGCAACCCCAGCACAUCCAUCAAGGAAUUUAACACAGGGGCCUCUGUAUAUGAAUGGAGCCCAGAGACUCAGGGCAUCAUCUUUAGCUCCAUCAGCUAUGGGAUAGUAGUGACUCUGAUCCCAAGUGGAUAUUUGGCAGGGAUAUUCGGAGCAAAACAGAUGCUUGGUGCUGGUUUGCUGAUCUCCUCCCUCCUCACCCUCUUUACACCGCUGGCUGCUGACUUCGGAGUGAUUUUGGUUAUUGUGAUUCGGAUGAUCCAGGGCAUGGCCCAGGGCAUGGCCUGGACAGGUCAGUUCACCAUCUGGGCAAAGUGGGCUCCCCCACUCGAACGAAGCAAACUCACCAGCAUUGCGGGGUCAGGGGCAGCGUUUGGGUCCUUCAUCAUCCUCUGCGUGGGGGGACUCAUCUCCCAGGCCUUGGGCUGGCCGUUUAUCUUCUACGUCUUUGGUAGCAUUGGCUGCGUCUGCUGUCUCCUGUGGUUCACAGUGGUUUACGAUGACCCCACGCAUCACCCAUGCAUAAGCGUCCGGGAAAAGGAGCACAUCGUGGCCUCACUGGCUCACCAGUCCAGUUCUCCUAGACGAUCUGUCCCCAUAAAGGCUAUGGCCAGAUGCCUACCGCUUUGGGCCAUUUUCACGGGGUUUUUCAGCCAUUUCUGGUCGUGCACCAUAAUCAUAACAUACCUCCCGACCUACAUCAGCUCCGUGCUCCACGUUAACAUCAGGGAUAGCGGGGUUCUGUCAUCCCUGCCCUUCAUCGCUGCUUCAAGCUGCACGAUUUUAGGAGGCCAGCUGGCAGACUUCCUUCUGUCCAGGAAUCUUCUCAGACUAAUCACUGUCCGAAAACUCUUUUCAUCCCUAGGGCUCCUCCUUCCGUCUCUGUGUGCCGUGGCCCUGCCCUUCGUGGCUUCCAGUUACGUGACAACCAUUAUUUUGCUGAUACUCAUUCCUGGGACCAGCAAUCUGUGCGACUCGGGGUUCAUCAUCAACACCUUAGAUGUCGCCCCCAGGUACGCAAGUUUCCUCAUGGGAAUCUCCAGGGGCUUCGGGCUCAUCGCGGGGAUCAUCUCUUCCACAGCCACCGGAUUCCUCAUCAGCCAGGAUUCUGUGUCUGGAUGGAGGAAUGUCUUUUUCCUAUCUGCGGCUGUCAACAUGUUUGGCAUGUUUUUUUACAUCACAUUUGGACAAGCAGAAAUCCAGGACUGGGCCAAAGAGAAGACCAUCACCCCCGCCUCUGAGGAUAGUGAGUUGCACACUUACGAUGCUGACCAUUAA
Messenger RNA from Prionailurus viverrinus (fishing cat), 1476 nucleotides. RefSeq names its product solute carrier family 17 member 2 (gene SLC17A2). The transcript is spliced from 11 exons. The coding region runs from base 1 to 1476 and encodes 491 amino acids. NCBI's taxonomy places the organism in Eukaryota, Metazoa, Chordata, Mammalia, Carnivora, Felidae. Gene Ontology annotation, molecular function: transmembrane transporter activity. The record is from RefSeq and is a predicted model, not a curated record. Gene Ontology annotation, biological process: transmembrane transport; monoatomic anion transport.